UGAGACAUCGCAAUGAUUCAUCGAUAUUUAACAUCGACGCUUUAAAAACAUCGAUUGAUGAUCAAACAUAACCUUUAAGGUUAUGUUUUGUGGUGAGGUUAUGACACACGUAGGUGCGGUACAUAGAAACCUUUUAGAGACGAAACUUAACUAAAUUUCCAAACGUUCUUUCAAUUUUUAUUCAUCAAUAAAUAUCCAUAUUAUUUUCGCAAAAGUGACGUAAAACCGUAGUAGUGAGACGGAUAUUGACGAACGCCACCUGACCGAUUUCUUCCAGAAUAAUCGAGUUUUCACAAUUCCCAAAUUAUGGACCCGCAAGUGAGCAUGUCGCACCUGGAACGAUACUGCGUCCAGAUCGUGCACGAAACCCUGGGACUGAACGCUUUCCGGUCCCAUAUUUUACUGCAAAGAGUAAAAAAACAGAAGGAAACGAUCGAAUGGCUACAAAAAGAACUUGCCGAUACGAAGAAACAGUAUAGGGAUUUGAAUGUGGUACAUAACAGACUUUUAGGUAACAUUGCGGACGACAAUGUUCUGGUUGCCCCGAAAAUAACCAGAUCGGUCGGUUUACAAUUGGAACGUUUCAGUACAGAUUUGGUCACUCCUAAAGAGCGAGUAGUACCUGCUGUGGUGACAUCUUCAGGUUCACUUAAACGUGAUUUACCUGAGACUACAUUAGGCCCAAUCGUUCAGAUUCAAAAAAAGCGUCCUUCACCCACUGUGGUUCCCAAUGGCACCGCCAUACAUGAACAAAAAUCUCGCAAACUCCCCGAUUCUGUUGCGGUUGAUGCUCAUCAGACCGAAUCUCUUGCUAACAGAGGGAGUGUUAUCGAUAGAACAAACCCUAGUGGUUCUUCCCAUAAAAGUAUCAUUGCUCAGAGGACACCAGUUGGCGAUAAAGAAAACGUCGUGCCUCAACCUCAAGCUCAAACACCGUUGUUUAACGCAGAUGCCAAUGCUACCACAGAGACACAAAUUGCUCGUAGUGACUUUCAACAUACAACGCCUGUUAAGAACCUGAAGAAACAACGAACCAGCUACACCUCCAACGGUACCACCAGAGGUAGACAUACGAACCGGAAACUCCAACGAGAAACACCGAACCCGAAUUUAAAACCGGUUUUACCGAAACCGCCUUUGAACGUUUAAUAAUUUAAAUAAUUUUGUUUUUUUUCGUUUGAAAUGCUUUUUGUUAUUGCUAUUGUUAAUACCAGUUUUGAAAAAUACGCUUUUUUAGAUGUUUAA
Anthonomus grandis grandis is the source of this 1245-nucleotide messenger RNA. RefSeq lists its product as uncharacterized. The record is from RefSeq and is a predicted model, not a curated record. The transcript is spliced from 8 exons. Lineage: Eukaryota; Metazoa; Arthropoda; Insecta; Coleoptera; Curculionidae. Bases 307 to 1149 code for a protein of 280 amino acids.